Molecule: messenger RNA, 1265 nt
Organism: Phalaenopsis equestris
Lineage: Eukaryota; Viridiplantae; Streptophyta; Magnoliopsida; Asparagales; Orchidaceae
Product: RING finger protein 44-like
Exons: 1
Coding region: 230-1012 (260 amino acids)
Biological process (GO): protein ubiquitination
Cellular component (GO): cytoplasm
Molecular function (GO): ubiquitin protein ligase activity
Source: RefSeq, a predicted model, not a curated record
ACUUGUUUCCUACCUCAUUCUGCUACGGGCGAUUCUAAAUCAAAAUUCAUAGUUUAAACGCCACGGCAGAGAAGUUGGCCAACAAGCCAAUUAAGCCCCGCCGGCAUCCCUUUGCACCUUCCACCAAGAAAUCCUUUCACCCGUAGUUCUCCUUACUUCUUUUACCUAUUAAACACACUCCAAUACAAAAAAACUUCACGUUUCCUCUUCCUUCAGUCCAUCCAGGCCAAUGUCCUUGCGCCGCCCUCCCCUUCUCCAAACAGACCUGCACCGUUCCUUCCGCCUCUUUUGGUGCCACCACUGCCUCCAUACCAUCCCCGUCAUUCUCCCGCUGUCCACCAACCUUCCCGUCCUCUGCCCCCGCUGCUCCCUGAUCAACGUCGUCCAUGAAUACCAACCGCCCCUGCUUCUUCCGCCAUCGCCCCUGCUUCUUCCGUCAACGCCCCUACCCGCGACUGCUUCUCUUCCCGGCACAGUUCAUCCCCAGGACUAUCACACUGGCCCCAACCUUAACGAGUUCAUCGAGAGUGCCACACAGAAUGACCGUCCGGGGCAGCCGCCUGCACCAACAUCCUCAAUCCAAGCAUUGCCGACCGUGGCCAUCACCGCAGAUCAUCUCAAAGAAGGCUCGCAGUGCUCUGUCUGCAAAGAAGACUUCACCGUCGGGGAAGAGGCGAGGGAGAUGCCCUGCCAGCACGUAUACCACUCUGACUGCAUUGUGCCGUGGCUGAGACUGCAUAACUCAUGUCCUAUAUGUAGGUUUAAGCUACCAGAUGACAACGAGGCUGCCGGUGAGGAGCAAAGAGGAAAUGGUGAUGGUGAGCUGCCGCCGGAGAUUGGGAGUCUGUCCGCUCUCUGGGAGUGGCCGCAUCCUAGAUUAUGGAUGCCAGGGUUGGAGCAGAACCGCUGGUAUGAAAAUGAGCGGAGGGAGGAGGCGAGGAGAUGGGCGGUUCUACUGCAACUUGUAGCUUCUUUUUCAUUACUUGCAUGUUUAAUUUAUUUAUUACUUUAGAUGGUUUAAGGUAUGAAAAAGAACAAUAAAUAUGUGAUGGUUGACUAGGAGUUUAUCAUAAUUGCUGAUCAUGCAAUCUAAGUUUUGUAGACAGGGAGCAAUGGCAAAUUGUGGCGACCCAAGAAAAAAAAGAAUAUGCCCUAUCAACGAAACUUGAUUGCAUGAUCUCUCAGCAAUUGUUGUAAGUUACUACUCAACCAUCACAUAUGUAUAUAUAUUUUAAAUGAAUUAUAAAAUAAAUAAAUAACUAAAA